Neltuma alba is the source of this 2733-nucleotide messenger RNA. Its product is annotated as RNA polymerase II C-terminal domain phosphatase-like 2. The record is from RefSeq and is a predicted model, not a curated record. The transcript has 15 exons. Gene Ontology annotation, molecular function: RNA polymerase II CTD heptapeptide repeat phosphatase activity. NCBI's taxonomy places the organism in Eukaryota, Viridiplantae, Streptophyta, Magnoliopsida, Fabales, Fabaceae. The coding region runs from base 69 to 2522 and encodes 817 amino acids.
AGGGAGCAAGGAAAGAAGCCUGGUUAGAGGCAACUGAAAAUUGUUUUGAUUCUUGCAAAUUAGUUUUGAUGAGUCGAUUGGGGUUCAAAUCUGUGUUUUUUCUCGGUGAAUUGAGAUUGGGAGAGUUGGAUGUUAUCCCUGUUUCAGACCAGAAUUUCCACCUCCCAAACGAGAUACGCAUCCACCACUUAUCGCCGAGGAGUGAGCGAUGUCAUCCUCUUUCAGUUCUCCAAACUAUUUCUGCAUUCUCAGUUCGAUGCAAGCUCGAGUCAUCACUACCUGUUGAACAGCCCGAUUUGAUCAAUCUUCAUGCUUCUUGCUUUUAUGAAUUGCAGACGGCAGUGACAUUGGUUGGGGAUGAAGAAGUUCACUUGGUGGCCAUGCCCAGUAGGAGGAAAAAGUUCCCGUGCUUCUGGUGCUACUCUGUUCCUGCGGGUCUAUACGCUGCAUGCUUAAGGAUGCUAAACCUGCGGUGCCUUGCGAUUGUGUUUGAUUUGGACGAAACCCUUAUUGUUGCUAACACCAUGAAAUCAUUUGAAGAUAGAAUUGAGACUCUGCGAGGUUGGCUGGCCUGUGAGACUGAUCCCCUGCGAAUUUCAGGGAUGUCAACUGAACUUAAACGUUACAUGGACGACCGUAAGCUAUUGAAGCAGUACGCAGAAAAUGACUGCGUUGUCGAUAAUGGCAAGAUUUUCAAGGUUCAAUGGGAGGAGGUCCCACAAUUGUCUGAUAGCCAUGGGAAAGUUGUUCGUCCUGUCAUUAGAUUGCAAGAAAGGGAUAUCAUUCUCACUCGCAUCAAUCCCGAGAUUUGCGAUACCAGCGUGCUUGUGAGGUUACGACCUGCCUGGGAGGAUUUAAAAUCCUAUUUAACAGCAAAUGGACGCAAGAGAUUUGAAGUAUAUGUCUGUACCAUGGCUGAAAGGGAUUAUGCCUUGGAAAUGUGGAGGCUUCUUGACCCUGAAGCACAUCUUAUAAAUUCAAAGCAACUUCUUGAUCGUGUGAUUUGUGUCAAGUCAGGCUCCAGAAAAUCUUUGCAGGAUGUCUUCCAGAAUAGUAUGGGCCAUCCAAGAAUGGCAAUGGUGAUAGAUGACCGGUCAAAGGUUUGGGAAGACAGGGACCAGCCCAGGGUUCAUGUAGUUCCCGCAUUUACUCCUUAUUAUGCACCUCUGGCAGAGAGAGCCAAUACUGUUCCAGUCCUAUGUGUAGCAAGAAAUGUUGCAUGCAAUGUCAGAGGCUAUUUCUUCAAAGAAUUUGAUGAGAAGCUGUUACAGAGAAUUGCUGAAGUGUUCUAUGAAGAUGAUGUUGAAACUUUACCGCACCCUGUGGAUGUGAGCAACUACUUGAUGGCUGAGGAGGCUGGUUUUGUGCCAAACAAUAGUUGUGUUGGUCCCAUUAGUGAAGGAAUAUAUGCAGCAGAAGUUGAACGCAGGUUAAAGGAGUAUGAUGAAAGGGCUUCUGUUGGCUCAGAUACUGGGUCUAAGGCCAAAAAUGUUAUGUCCAACGCUGAAAGAUCUGGACCAACUGCUGGAGUUAUUUCGAAUACUAUUUUCCCUGGAUCUUCAAGAAACCUGUCUCCUUCUUUGAAGCCUGGAUUACUUGGACCUCCAGUCAGGCAUGAUGGGUUCUCUGUCGAUUGUGAUAAUGACAUGAAAAGAGGACUUUUGACCCUGAGGCGUGACCUGAAUACAAAAAAUCAAUGCUCUGGUGAAUCUCCCCUCAUUUCAAGGCCACUCAAUGAAGCACUGCCAUCACCAAUGCAGCCAAAAACAGGACUUGGGGAGGACCAUAUGUGUAGAAGAGGUCAAGGAAAUGAUCCUCCUUUUGUGUCUGUUAAAGAAUCUAAAAUAGCCAAGUCUGACGAGUAUCAAGCUCAAGAGAAGUUCUUUUCUCCUACUCUGCCAGAUGCUAAUUUGCCCUCACAAUCAUCACUAAGAAAUGGAGAGCCAAGUUCUGUACGUGAUUCACAGAGACAUAAUCUUCUUCAAUCUCCUUGUCAGCCAGCAGGGGAUGCUGCAUGUCAGAAUCAUUUAUCUUCUAAUGGCAAAGAAAUUCAAAGUGAAGCUGGAAGGUUGAACUUCUUACCUUCUCUAUCUAUAAGAGUGCUACAAGAAAUUGGAAGGCAUUGUAGCUCUAAGGUUGAAUUUAGAUCCAUUGUUAGCACCAGCAAAGACUGGCAGUUUUCAGUAGAGGUACUUUUCACUGGUGAAAAAAUAGGUUUCGGAAUGGGUAGGACAAAGAUGGAUGCCCAACAGCAGGCAGCUGAGAAUGCCCUCCACAGAUUAGCAGAGAAAUAUGUGGCACAUAUGAAGCCUCGAUGUGAAGGUGUUGGCCAAGAAUUUGACAAGCUCUCUCUUAAUCAUGAAAAUGGUUUCCUGUGGGAGGCAGUCGAUCUUGAAUCCAGUGAACUGGAAAGAGCAAACACAUUGUCUAGAGAAAGUACUUCUAAGACUUUAGACGUUGAAGCUAGUCUCUCUUCACCCAUUGCAAGUAAUCAGCAAUUGAAAGAGCAUGCCAGCUCCUGAAGGUAAUUUAGGACAGAAGGUUGAUCGUUACUACCUUCAUCUGUUUUGGUGUACAGUUGUUCUCAUUAGUAGAAAGAUAUGAAUGUGCGAGCGUGGGUGUGUGGUUAUGUAUGUAUGUAUCUACGUAUGUUCAAGCUCAAUGAAAAUCAUCAAAUGUGGUUCCCUUUUUUUUGGGGGGGAUAAGGAAUGAAAAUAUAAUUCUUACAUCUAA